Molecule: messenger RNA, 2583 nt
Organism: Clonostachys rhizophaga
Lineage: Eukaryota; Fungi; Ascomycota; Sordariomycetes; Hypocreales; Bionectriaceae
Source: the annotation of a GenBank genome assembly
AUGGCACUCCAGCCAGGAGAUGUGGUAAACUUUGCGCGCGUUGCAUGGGACAUUUAUUAUCUAGGCUGGACGGAGGAUCUUAGAGCGUCACGCAACUAUGCUGAGUUCGGGAGUGACAUACGGGGACUGGCACAUAGCCUGAGCAUCCUCGACCAAGUCAUCAACACAGCAAAUGCGUCCCUGCAGAGCCAAGGCGGCCACCGAGCCUUGGUCCGAUAUGACCCUGUAUCGCUCAGAGAGAUCGUCGGCGACUACGAGACCACGCUGAGGGAAUGUCGCGAACUACUGGACGACAAUCGGCGGUACGAGGGGGCGAGAAAUCCCCUUCGCAACAUCGAGUGGAAUAUCUUGGUCCAGCCCGUGGCAGAUCGCUUGCGCCAACGCAUCUUGAUGCACAACUCCAAGAUCCAGCUCGUCCUUAAGCCAUUUGAGAUUGAUCUCCUUUCCCGAAUUAGAGAUGACCUCCACGCUAUCCACCGCGACAUUACGAACCAGAUCUUUGCCCUCCGCACCCAAGUCCAUCAACUGAUGGGUGUCCUCGUACCAGACCUCGACACCGAGCUCAACCAGCGGGACACGAGGGAGGUGCGGCUCCUCCAAGUACCCGACCAGCUUGCCGAGCAGUUCCGCCUCAUCACCGCGACCGAAAGCCUGGAUGACGGCCCAGAGGCUUCAUUCGGCAUGCAAGAGCUAUCCGACGCAUUUAUACUCAACUACAACCGAUCCACAGUGAGCUUCAGGGGCGGGAUGCUCGUCACGGACCGCCGACCGCCCGUCGAUCAUUAUAUAAAUCUGCUCAAGUGUGUGUGGCUUUUCGAGAAGAUUGAAAUCUGCUCGUCAAGCCAGGCCUUUUCGCCCGAGUCUCACUGGCCAGGGUACAUCAACAAGCUUCAAGAGGAUUUGUCGCAGCAAUGCAGUCGGUUCGACCAGCAAGAGCUUGUUCCGCCUCCGAUUCCCCCACAGCUGCCGAGGGCAAUGCUGUCAAUCUGGCCGCCGAAGCCAGUGGCAAAUCUACUGGACAUCAUUACGCCGGACGAGAUGAUGGAAAGGAUGCUGAAAUUACCUUUGCAAGGAACGCAAUCGGCGAGACGGCAGGUAAUUCUCAACCGCCGGAUGGGUUCUAACGGCAAGCGAUUCAGGGCUGAGGUUAGCGGAGAGCAAGAAACAAACGGGGAGCGAGCUCGUCAAGAGAAAGAGACAAUUGACUUUGAGAUUUCCAACACCUUGAUCAACCCUCUUUACGCCAUGCUUCGAAACAAUAUUCUUGUUCCGGAACUUUUGCUCAAGACUGACGAGCGGAUCGCCAAGCUAUCCUUCAACCGGAUGAAGGAUGUACUUCAAUUCCAAAGGGCUGUCACGGGAUUCAAGGUAUGGGAUCACUGGACGCAAAACAACGUCAUGGUGAGCUUUGUCAUCGCUGGCACGAGGCAAUCAAUCGUCGAGCGAGCAUGUCUACAGCUCUGGGUCCCCGAAGCUCUUGACACGUCGCUCAUCACAGCAAGUGACACACACUCGGACCCAGGCCCUUCCCGGUCCCCAACGGCCAUGUCGUCACCCUCCGGAGCCAUCCCGAUCCCCUCCAGUAGUCCCCGGACCAGCAGAAUGUUCGGAUCUGCCCCCUUAUCCAGCAGUCCCGACGCCAUGUCUUCCAUCUACUCGCCCAACCCGGCCAAUUCUCAGACGAGUGCCUCAAGACACGGAUCAGUCAUGUCCAGUCCCUGGGGUUCCGCGAGCUCUCCUCCAGAUCCUUUGGACAGAUCGCCCGGACGCACGAGAACCCAAGAUCGUCAGAACACGACAUCGACACACAAUAGUCAUCCCACAACAUAUAGUAGCCAUCCGACCUCUCCUUUCCGUAAUAGUCUCCCCAGCCAUUUUGGUAUGCAACACGUUAGACCUCCAACAGACCGAUCAGCCAGUAUCUCGAGCGCUGUGUCCCUCGCAACAACUAGCAACGGAUCAUCGAGCAGCGAGCAUACCACUACCAUCGCCACGGGGCCCUGGUCAACCGGCACCCUCCACCAGUGCCCUCCGAAACCCAUGCUGGUGCUCUUCACCCACAACGAAUCAACCCGGAAGAAGGCAAUCGUCACCAUCAACGUCGACAGCGAGACCCUGAUCAACCCGGAGAGAUGCAACUGCCGACAGGCGGGGACCGACGGAUUCUCAUGCCCGAUCGCGGCCGUGGAGCGCAGGAGCGCCCUGAGCCUCGAGGCCUACCGGUACGAGGCCGCCGCGCCCCAGCCAGGGAUGGGAACCUCGAGCGGCGACACCGACGCGGACUGGAACCUGGCGCGGCUGGCGGUCAACAACCCGGCGUCGAGGAAGAGCAGCAACGCCUGGCAUAACAUGAAGCGUCUGAGCAUCAUGUUUCCCAGCCCGGGGGAGCGGGCUCGGUUUGGCGGGACGCCAAAUGCCUGCCAUUGCUCUAUCCGGACAGAGGCGGAGCUCCAGGCUUGUCUUCGCCUCGGGCACAAGGGGUACUUGGGGGAGGUGAAGGAGUAUCACCGCGUCAAGAUGAAUGAGUAUGAGCAGAGCCGAUGGGAGGGUAAACAGGAUGUUGUCAUGGGGUUAAUGUAUUAA